This is a messenger RNA of Calidris pugnax (ruff), 1585 nucleotides long. RefSeq names its product BCL2/adenovirus E1B 19 kDa protein-interacting protein 3-like. Gene Ontology annotation, cellular component: mitochondrial outer membrane; mitochondrial envelope; nucleus. Bases 107 to 721 code for a protein of 204 amino acids. Lineage: Eukaryota; Metazoa; Chordata; Aves; Charadriiformes; Scolopacidae. The record is from RefSeq and is a predicted model, not a curated record. Gene Ontology annotation, biological process: positive regulation of apoptotic process; mitochondrial outer membrane permeabilization. The transcript is spliced from 6 exons.
GCGGGAGGGGCGGUGGCGGCGGGCAGUGCGUGUCCUGCCGCGUCCGCAGCACCCGGUGUCCAGCAGCGUGUGGCUCCGCCGUGGUGCAGGGAAGGCAGGCUGCGCCAUGUUGCGGCUCAGCUCGCAGGAGGAGAACCUGCAGGGUUCCUGGGUGGAGCUCCACUUCAGCAGUAAUGGGAACGGCAGUGGGAGCGCUGCCACGCCGACCGGCCAGGAGCAGGUACCAGCCUCUAUUUCCAUCCACAACGGUGACAUGGAGAAAAUACUCCUCGAUGCUCAGCACGAGUCUGGAAGAAGCAGUUCAAGAGAGAGUUCACAUUGCGACAGCCCUCCUCGGUCCCAGACGCCUCAGGACAGUCACAGAGCUUUGGAAUUAGAGAGUCACAGCAGCGGAGAAAAGAAUAGCUUUCAGUCUGAAGAAGAUUUCCUUGAGAGGAGGCGGGAGGUGGAGCGGCUGCUGCGGAAGAACGCGGACUGGAUCUGGGACUGGUCCAGCAGGCCCGAGAACAUCCCGCCCAAGGAAUUCCUUUUCAAGCACCCCAGGCGCACGGCCACGCUCAGCAUGAGGAAUACCAGUGUAAUGAAGAAAGGGGGAAUAUUCUCAGCCGAAUUCUUGAAGGUUUUUCUUCCAUCUCUGCUGCUUUCUCAUUUGCUUGCCAUUGGACUAGGGGUCUACAUCGGGAGGCGCCUGACGACCACAGCUUCCAGCAGCAGCUUCUAGAGGCACCUGGGGUCCCCGCGCAAGGCAAGGGAAAGAUCCAUCUGGGAGUGGAGGAGGAAAAGUGGGAACGUCUGCGAUGGCUCCGUGAUGAGUGUGUGCUGGUUGUGAGGAGGUGGUGUUCAUGGGGUGGUGGGGAGGGGAGGAGACGGAAGCUGCUGUAUCAUACAUGGCCCUGGGUCAGUUCUAGAGCACGUGUCCGGUGCAUCAACAGCCGCUGUAGCGCUUUGUAGUGAAGUACCUUGGAAAUUAGAAGAAGUCGCUGUUCAAAGCCAAUCCCAGCUCUCCCGCAGCCCUUGUGACCGGGGUGGGGGCUCAGCCCAGCUCAUCCCUGUGAGCGUUCGUCACUGCUGCUGCUGCAACCGCCGCGGGGAGGGAUCAGCCCCAAGUGUGGCCUCACGGAUCACAGUCAGGAACUCGAGCAGCUCCCGCCUCGCUGGGGACAGGCUCCUCCUCCCUCGGGGGCACCGUCAGCGGGAGGGGAGGGGUGUUCCCAGUGACACUUCAUGCUUUGCACUGGUUCCGAGUGUGAUGCACAACAGCCCGACUUAAAAUUUGGAAUUUAGUGCCUAAUAAAUAGCUUCUUUUGCAAAGGCAUUUACUUAGCUCCCGAAUCAGUAGCAGCUCCUUUUGGAGUAUCUCCUCGCAGCCUAUCGCUUCUCAGGCUUUUAUCUGUAAAACAAUACAUUUGCAUCUUACAUUUGCCUCAGUCUUGUAUAGAUUUAAAAAAUGAUUGCUUGCUUAUUUGUUUUUACUAAUGGAAUGCCUUUUCAUUCAGUGAUUUUAUCUUAUUUAAUGAGGGGAAAAAAAUGUUUGCCAAAAUAUCAUGUUUUAUAUAUUUAAAUAAAAAGGUUCCUUGUGGAGUUA